AUGUCGACCUCCCCGACCCUACCUGAUUCCGGUAGUUUGUCAUCGUUCCAUUCUCCAAAUGAAGAGUUUUUUCCACGUUCAGCCGGACACCACCGGGGGUUUUCUGGUGCAGCACAUUCCGGAGAUGUCUGGAACUCAGAAGAUCAAUCUGAACGGAACUUGGAUAUUAUUCCUGGCCUAGCAUAUUUUGCUUUGGCGUCAGAUAUUCUUGGUGAUGUGCUGGGCGGCGGUGGUCUGAAACAUACACAAGCUUGUCUGCUCGCGGCCCUGUAUACUGGCCAGCUCGCCCGCCCAUUUUCCAGCCAUGCUUGGAUAUGUGAAGCUUCAAGAGCCUGCCAAAUUCUUCUACGACCCCGUACAUUUGAUCGUAUUCCGAAUGGAACGCGCCAGAAGGAGCUAAUCAAUUUUGCCUUUUGGACAUGUUUGCAACUUGAAAGCGAUAUUCUCGCGGAACUUGAUCUUCCAGCUAGCGGGAUAAGCCGCUUUGAAGAUCGGUUUUCCACUCACGCCGGUCUCUUCAUAAGUACAAAUGAACUGCAAACUCCCGACCCACUUACCAUGAUCUACUAUGUUGCGCAAAUUCACUUACGGAAGGUCCUGAAUCGCGUCCACACAGAGUUAUACAAAGCUGAGUCGCCUGAUUCUAAGGGACCAAAAGUAUCUUGGACGACCAAAGUACAAGAAGCCUUGAGUUGUAACCUCGAAGCAUGGAGAACCGGACUGCCAGAUAAUAUGCGAUGGGAGGAAUCCGACCCUCCUUCCAACAACAUUAUCAUCGCACGAAUGCGCGGGAAGUACUACGGGUGCCGCUACAUUAUCCAUCGGCCCUUAUUGCACCAUGCCCUGCAUCCAAUGUCCAAAUACCUCCCAGGGGCUGCCAAUUCCAUCGCACCAAGCAGCCCUUCCAACAUGUCCAGUUCACAGUCACAGGCUUCACCACCGUCUGCUCACCCAGCUCAUCUUUCACAAAAUAUGGAACGGUUCCCAAAUGACAUGGGUCCUCCCAGUAGACCAGGGAUGCUCCCUGAUCACCAACAACUUUCGCUCAAAUCUCUUGACUCGAAGGUCCGUAAGGCUUGCCAGGCGUGUAUUGACGCGGCAAUACAGAGUACGAUAGCAUUUGAUGGCGUCCAGGGACGACCGGUUGUCACUAAUAUCUUUGGAACGGCACAUGCACUCAUUCUGGAAUAUCCUGACCAAAUUACCGCUGACGGGGACAUGACUUGA
Messenger RNA from Histoplasma mississippiense, 1227 nucleotides. RefSeq lists its product with no specific name. NCBI's taxonomy places the organism in Eukaryota, Fungi, Ascomycota, Eurotiomycetes, Onygenales, Ajellomycetaceae. The transcript is spliced from 6 exons. Bases 1 to 1227 code for a protein of 408 amino acids. The record is from RefSeq and is a predicted model, not a curated record.